Molecule: messenger RNA, 348 nt
Organism: Macrosiphum euphorbiae (potato aphid)
Lineage: Eukaryota; Metazoa; Arthropoda; Insecta; Hemiptera; Aphididae
Source: the annotation of a GenBank genome assembly
AUGGACCAAAACAUUGCUACCUACAGAAUCAGUAUACGUGGAAAAAAAUGGUGGUGGCCAAUCUUCACUUGGUUAAUAGAUGUAAGCGUAAAUAAUGCUUGGGUAUUACAAAGGAAAGUAAAUCCAAAUAUGCCACAACUUCAAUUUAGACGUGAAAUAGUCCGCAAUUUGCUAUUAAAAUACGGGACGAAACCUAAAGUUGGAGGAAGGCCAUCCACAUCGAUGUCAAGUGUCUCUUGUAAUAGAAUAAGUGAUAAUAUUAGGUACGAUGGGAAAAAUCAUCUUAUCAUUCCAACCCUAGAAAAAAAAAGAAAAAGAUGUGCUGGUGAAAGGGUGUUCGUCGAGUAA